UGGAGUGAAUUGUUUCAGCGUUGUUGUGUUUACAUCAACAGCUUCUCGUUUGCGUGCCGCAUGCGGGCAUAGAGAGUAAAUGAGUGGAGAUAAAGACACACGUUAUUGUCAUUCCUUCAAAUUUAAAUUCUCAAUCCCACUCGAAUGCUUCAAAGCGAGUUACUUUCUUUGUUACGACAGGUACCGCGCGAAGACGAGAAACAGCAUUUAGUGAAAACUCUGCAGUGUUUGGAUGAAGUGACCAUGAAGCAGGACAGUGGUGCUGCAAACGUCCCUGCAUGCUUCAUAUCGACCCACGAAGGGUUCCUGGGAAGCAUCAAAAACUUAAUCAAAGACUUUGUGGUGACAGAGAUUGACAUCAGUGGACAGUGUGUUAACACAGAAACACAGCCGCCAGCCUGUGCCUCCUCUCACAAAUACAAUGACACCAGUGCAAAGCGCUGGGAAAACAAACACUCAGUCUCACAGGACGAUGACGACGAUGCUGAUUAUGGUGCAGAUGUCACCAUUCCCAGUCCAUGCAGCUUUGAUCUAAGUGUGAUUUUAGGUCAGGCGGUCAGUGAGGAGCUGGAGCAGUUUGUGUUGACUCUCAAAGAUGAAAACACAACCAAGCAAGAGCUUUCUCUGGGAUACUUCUCCGACAAACACCACAGAGCUAAUGUCCACCGGGCUGUCAGACACCGCUUCCCUUUCCUCAUGACCGUCACCAUCCAGCCGGAGAUCAGGGUGAGGGAAGACCCGGACUACAGGGAGCUCUCCCAGCUCGUCACUGAAGACGAAGCGGAGGACUUCUUCAGGUUCAUCGACGCCAAAGUGAGGGGCUCGUCUUAUACGUUUGGGCCUGACGACAAUAAGGAGCACAGGACGACGGUGCACCACUUCCUGAGCAGGAGGUUCGGGAAGCUGGUGGAGGCGAAAAGCUUUAACGACCAGGGGACCACAGCGAUCACCGUCAGGCUGAGAGAGCAAGGGAGGCCGAAGAAGAGGACAACUGAGGACCGAAAGGAAGAGGAGGUGUAUACUGCUUUCACUCUGUGUAAGGAGAACCUGGAAACUCUGGAGGCUAUAAGCUACAUGGCUGCAGCUCUUGGGGUCCUGCCGUCAGAUUUCACCUACGCCGGGAUCAAAGACAAGAGAGCCAUCACGUACCAGUCCAUGGUGGUCAAAAAGGUCUCGCCUCAACGGUUAAAAGAGAAGGCAGCAGAGUUUGAGAAGAGAGGCAUGCGUCUGUCCCAGAUCAUCUCGGUCGGCGAGCCUCUCAGGCUCGGGCGGCUGCAGGGGAACCACUUUGACCUGGUGGUCCGAGACCUGAGAGCACACGGGGCCAGCGACACGCACUCCCCUGGUGCAAACACACACACUCGCCUGGCAGCCCUGAUAAAAGAAGCAGUGGAGAACGUGAAGGCCAGAGGUUUUGUCAACUACUAUGGUCCACAGAGGUUUGGGGCCGUGCAGAGUGUUCAGUCUGACUGUGUAGGGCUGGCUUUACUCAAAGAGGACAUGGUCGGGGCUGUUCGUCUGUUCUUCACUCCUGAGGAAGGCGGGGAUGAUCCUCAGAGCCAGGCAAAGAGACACUUCCUGCAAACAGGUAACGCUAAGGAGUGUUUGGCAUUGAUGCCCUUAUCAAAGGCCAGGGAGCGACUGAUGCUCCGUGCCCUGAACCGCUACGGUACAGGUCCAGAUGGUUGUGCCCAGGCUUGGCUCAGCCUGCCCCACAGCACCAGAGUCUUCUACCCACACGCCUACUGCAGCAGAGUGUGGAACGAGGCGGUGGCACACAGGCUAACCACUCUGGGCCACAGCGUCAGGAGAGGAGACCUGGUGUGGUUCCAGCAAGGACAAAAGAAGCUGGAGGACACAGGAGAAACCAGCUCCCCUCAGAUCCAUGUGGUGACAGAUCAAGAGGAGCAGGAGGGAGUUUACACACUGGGACAGGUGUUGCUUCCGAUGCCAGGAAACACUGUCAAGUAUCCAGAAAACUCCAUGGGGUCCUGGUUCCAGGAAAGACUGGCCAGCGACGGACUGGGCGACUGUCGCUUCAGAGUCGGUAGCCUCAAGCUGAAUCUGCCUGGAUGCUACCGCCCCCUGCUGGCCUGCCCGCGAAACCUCCGCUACAAGCUGAAUCGACCAGGCUGUGAGGAAGGAGGAGAAGUUUCAGGAGGUAGCAGGAGAAAUGACGGGCAGCGCAAUGGUACACCGGUAGAAGGGAAGGAGGACUCGCUCACUCUGACCUUAAACUUUGACCUUGACUCGUCCUGCUACGCGACUAUCUGCCUCCGAGAGAUCAUGAAGUGUGACCCCUAGAGGUCGAGGGACAUUGUUACUGCUGUAUUUCUACAAACUAUUAUUCUUAGUGGUAAAUACCUUUUUUGUAAUCCAAUAUUGUGACAUAUUAUCAGUCUGUUUUUUUGUUUUUUUUUGGUUUGUUGUUAAAAUAAUGAGCAAAGGAACUAAAAAAAGAAUAAUGAGCAAUUAAUGAAUGUGAACAAAUCUAAGUGUAACACCGCGUGAACAACAUUUGUGUUUUGUGCCCUGAAUUAAAAGGAUUUCACCCAA
Labrus bergylta (ballan wrasse) is the source of this 2556-nucleotide messenger RNA. It is a transcript of the gene pus7l, whose product is annotated as pseudouridine synthase 7 like. Gene Ontology annotation, cellular component: nucleus. Gene Ontology annotation, molecular function: RNA binding; pseudouridine synthase activity. Lineage: Eukaryota; Metazoa; Chordata; Actinopteri; Labriformes; Labridae. Gene Ontology annotation, biological process: pseudouridine synthesis. The record is from RefSeq and is a predicted model, not a curated record.